AUGUAUAUCAAAAUCUCUGCUAUUGCAGUCGCUGUUCUUCAAGUCUCUAGCUUUGUUCAAGCUGCCACUUCCACCAAAUCCGCCUCUACAUCAACUGCAUCAACAUUGGCAAAGCCUCAAGAUUACUGGAAGAGCUUUAAGUCUUUAGUUGACCCUUUGAACAUUACUAUUGAGGCAAUUCCUCAAACUACAUCCAAUGAUCCUUCCGUUGAAUGUACUUACUAUCAACCUCCUUCCAACUUCAAGUUCAACGAGAAGGAAUGGCCCACACUCUGGGAAACUGCUACCUCUAACGGUAUGACCAACACUGCCGAGUUCAAGGCUCUCUACAACUCCAUUGACUGGACUAAGGCCCCCAACAUCACCGUUCGCAAGUUGAACUCUGAUGGUUCCAUCAACAUGAGUGGUUACGAUCAAGCCAAGGACCCCGAUUGUUGGUGGUCUGCUUCCACUUGUACCAAGCCCAAGCUCGAGGGCGUUAAUGAGGAUAUCUACACUUGUCCUGAGCCCGAGACUUGGGGUCUUACCUAUGAUGAUGGUCCCAACUGUUCUCACAAUGCUUUCUAUGACUACCUCGAAGCUGAGAAGAUCAAGGCUUCCAUGUUCUACAUUGGUUCCAACGUUGUUAACUGGCCCUACGGUGCUCAACGUGGUCAAAAGGCUGGCCAUCACAUUGCUGAUCACACCUGGUCUCAUCAAUUGAUGACUACUCUUACCAACACUGAGGUUUUGGCUGAACUCUACUAUACUCAAAAGGCCAUCAAGAUGGUUACUGGUGUCACCCCUAUUCACUGGCGUCCCGCUUUCGGUGAUGUUGAUGAUCGUGUUCGUUGGAUUGCCACUCAACUCGGUCUGACUACUAUUCUCUGGAACUUGGAUACUGAUGAUUGGGCUGCUGGUACUUCUGAAACUUUGGAUACUGUCAAGAAGACUUAUGAAGAUUUCGUUGAAAUGGGUUCUAACGGUACUUUCAAGAACAGUGGUCAAAUCGUCUUGACUCACGAAAUUGAUAACACCACCAUGACUCUUGCUAUGGAAUUCUUGCCCAAGAUCAGAGCUGCUUACAAGAACGUUCUUGAUGUCGCCACCUGUAUGAACAUCACCAACCCUUACCACGAAUCCACUGUCACCAUUGCUGCUUUCAACGCCACCGGUGCUACUAGCUCUGUCGCCGCUGCCUCAUCUACUGCUUCCGCCGCUGCUGCUUCUGUUUCAUCUGCUGCUGCUCCUGCUGUUUCCCAAGCUGCCUCUGCUGCUGCUGUUGUCAACAACGCUAGUGCCACCUCUGCUGGUGUCCAAGUUGGCCCCAAUGCUUUGCUCAUGGCUGUCUUUGCCGUUGCUGCUUACAUUUUCUAA
Messenger RNA from Mucor velutinosus, 1356 nucleotides. Its product is annotated as Ribonuclease. The transcript has 2 exons. Gene Ontology annotation, cellular component: membrane. Lineage: Eukaryota; Fungi; Mucoromycota; Mucoromycetes; Mucorales; Mucoraceae. Gene Ontology annotation, biological process: carbohydrate metabolic process. The coding region runs from base 1 to 1356 and encodes 451 amino acids. The record is from RefSeq and is a predicted model, not a curated record. Gene Ontology annotation, molecular function: chitin deacetylase activity.